Messenger RNA from Dipodomys ordii (Ord's kangaroo rat), 4488 nucleotides. RefSeq names its product ubiquitin specific peptidase 19 (gene Usp19). NCBI's taxonomy places the organism in Eukaryota, Metazoa, Chordata, Mammalia, Rodentia, Heteromyidae. The coding region runs from base 226 to 4200 and encodes 1324 amino acids. Gene Ontology annotation, biological process: protein deubiquitination. The record is from RefSeq and is a predicted model, not a curated record. The transcript is spliced from 27 exons. Gene Ontology annotation, molecular function: cysteine-type deubiquitinase activity.
CCGGAACCGGAACCGACCUGACGCCGGAACCGGAAUCGUGAGCGGGGUUGCCAGGGCCCGGAGAGGGCUGGCGGCGGCGGUCUCGCUCGGCUGUUGGUUCCUUGCUAAAGAAUUGGGCCACAAAGAAUUGCCAAGAUAGCUGGGCCAGGAAGAAAGCGCCGCAGCCCUGACCCAGACACUGUUGCCGACUCUGGGGCACUCUGGCUGUCAACCAAGCGGCUCAAGAUGUCUGGCGGGGCCAGUGCCACAGGCUCAAGGAGAGGGCCACCAGGACUAGAGGAGGCCACGAGUAAGAAGAAGCAGAAGGAUCGAGCAAACCAGGAGAGCAAGGAAGGAGAUCCUCGGAGAGGAUCAAUGCCCACUCCUCGAGAGGAGCAGACCAAAGAGGAGUUGUUGCUUGACUGGAGGCAGAGUGCAGAUGAGGUGAUUGUUAAGCUCCGAGUGGGAGCAAGUCCCGUGAGGCUAGAGGAGGUAGAUGCUGCUUUCACUGACACUGACUGUGUGGUGAAGCUCCCAGAUGGUCGUCAGUGGGGUGGUGUUUUCUUUGCCGAAAUAGAAAGUUCUUGCGCCAAAGUGCAAGCCCGCAAGGGUGGCUUUCUACAGCUAGCACUACCCAAAAAGGUUCCUCUUCUCACGUGGCCCUCUCUCCUGAAGAAGCCUCGAGGGACCCAGGAGCUGGCACUGGGGUUGCGGUGUCAGGAGAAUGGGCAGGAAUUGUCUCCCAUUGCCCUGGAGCCAGGCCUUGAGCCCCGCCGGGCUAAGCAAGAGGCCCGCAAUCAGAAGCGGGCUCAGGGCCGUGGUGAGGUAGGCUCAGGGGCUGGCCCUGGGGCCCAAGCAGGGCCUAGCGCCAAGAGGGCUGUGCAUCUCCGCAGAGGGCCAGAGGGAGAAGGGUCCAGGGAUGGCCCUGGACCCCGGGGCGAUGCCCCAUCCUUCCUGGCUGAUCCAGCCACUCAGGUUGAGGCUGAGGAACAGCUCCGUGUACCACCACUGAAUCCCCAACCUUGUCUUCUUGGCUCAGAGAAGAAUUUAGCCCUUUUGGCAGGCGAGAAAGCAGUGUCUCCCAGGAAUGACCCAGUCUCUCCAGCCAUGGCCCGGAGUAGAGACCCUGGGAAAGCUGACCAUAUCAAAGAGGAGAUGGCAGUAGCAGCAGAUGCUGCAACCUUGGUGGAUGACCCUGAGUCCAUGGUGAACCUGGCAUUUGUCAAGAAUGACUCCUAUGAGAAAGGGCCAGAUUCUGUGGUGGUGCACGUGUACGUGAAGGAGAUCCGCAGGGAUACUUCUCGAGUCCUUUUCCGUGAACAGGACUUCACACUCAUCUUCCAGACCAGGGAUGGGAACUUCCUGAAGCUGCAUCAGGGCUGCGGGCCCCAUACCAUCUUCCGUUGGCAGGUGAAGCUCAGGAACCUGAUUGAGCCCGAGCAAUGCACUUUCUGCUACACGGCGUCUCGCAUUGACAUCUGCCUCCGGAAGCGGCAGAGUCAGCGCUGGGGGGGCCUGGAGGCCCCAGCUGCACGAGGUGCAGUGGGUGGUGCAAAGGUUGCCGUGCCGACAGGUCCAACCCCUCUGGAUACAACCCCUCCAGGAGGUGCCCCCCACCCCCUGACAAGCCAAGAGGAAGCCCGGGCUGUGGAGAAGGAUAAGCCUAAAGCUCGAUCUGAGGACACAGGCCUGGAUGGUGUGGCGGCCCGUACCCCCUUGGAACAUGUAGCUCCAAAGCCAGAGCCACAUCUGGCUUCGCCCAAGCCCACAUGUAUGGUGCCUCCAAUGCCCCAUAGUCCCGUGAGUGGAGACAGCGUGGAGGAAGAGGAGGAGGAAGAGAAGAAGGUGUGUCUGCCUGGCUUCACUGGCCUUGUUAAUUUAGGCAACACCUGCUUCAUGAACAGCGUAAUUCAGUCUCUGUCCAACACUCGGGAACUUCGCGACUUCUUCCAUGACCGAUCCUUUGAGGCCGAGAUCAACUACAACAACCCCUUGGGGACUGGUGGGCGUCUGGCCAUUGGCUUUGCAGUGCUGCUCCGGGCCCUGUGGAAGGGCACUCACCAUGCCUUUCAGCCUUCCAAGUUAAAGGCUAUUGUGGCGAGCAAGGCCAGCCAGUUCACAGGCUAUGCACAGCAUGAUGCCCAAGAGUUCAUGGCUUUUCUAUUGGAUGGGUUGCAUGAGGAUCUGAAUCGAAUCCAGAACAAGCCCUACACAGAGACUGUGGACUCAGAUGGGCGGCCUGAUGAGGUGGUGGCUGAGGAAGCAUGGCAGAGGCACAAGAUGAGGAACGACUCCUUCAUCGUGGACCUGUUUCAGGGCCAGUAUAAGUCGAAGCUAGUGUGCCCUGUGUGUGCCAAGGUCUCCAUCACUUUUGACCCAUUUCUUUAUCUGCCGGUGCCCUUGCCGCAAAAGCAAAAGGUUCUCCCCGUCUUUUAUUUUGCUCGAGAGCCCCACAGCAAGCCCGUCAAGUUCCUCGUAAGCGUAAGCAAGGAGAACUCCUGUGCAAGUGAAGUUUUGGAUUCUCUAUCUCAGAGUGUUCACGUGAAGCCUGAGAACUUGCGUCUGGCUGAGGUAAUUAAGAAUCGCUUCCACCGUAUGUUUCUGCCCUCCCACUCGCUGGACACUGUGUCCCCAUCUGAUAUGCUCCUCUGCUUUGAGCUGCUAUCCCCAGAGCUGGCCAAGGAGCGGGUAGUGGUGCUCGAGGUGCAACAGCGCCCCCAGGUACUCAGCGUUCCUAUCUCCAAGUGUGCAGCCUGCCAGAGGAAGCAGCAGUCGGAGGAUGAAAAGCUGAAGCGCUGUACCCGGUGCUACCGUGUGGGCUACUGCAACCAAAUCUGCCAAAAAACCCACUGGCCUGACCAUAAGGGUCUCUGCCGCCCUGAAAAUAUUGGCUACCCCUUCCUGGUCAGUGUACCUGCCUCACGCCUCACUUAUGCCCGUCUUGCUCAGCUGCUAGAAGGUUACGCCCGAUACUCUGUGAGUGUAUUCCAGCCACCUUUUCAGCCUGGCCGCAUGUCCUUGGAGUCCCAGAACUCUGGCUGCACCACAUUGCUCUCUACUAGCUCCCUGGAGGCUGGGGACAGUGAGAGGGACCUCAUUCAACCUCCCGAGCUCCAGUUAGUGACCCCUGUGGAUGAAGGGGACACAGGGCUUCCCCGGAUGUGGGCGGCCCCCGAUCGAGGCCCUUUGCCUAGCACCAGUGGAAUGGCUUCCGAGAUGCUGGCCAGUGGGCCUAAUGAGGGUGACACCUUACCUGCUAGUGAGAGGGUGUCCCGGCCUGAAGCUGCUGUGCCUGGGUACCAACACCCUAGCGAAGCCAUGAAUGCCCACACCCCCCAGUUUUAUAUCUAUAAAAUUGAUGCAUCCAAUCGGGAGCAGCGGCUUGAGGACAAAGGGGAAACCCCACUGGAGCUGGGUGAUGACUGUAGCCUGGCUCUGGUAUGGCGGAAUAACGAACGCCUCCAGGAGUUCGUCUUGGUAGCCUCCAAAGAACUGGAAUGUGCUGAGGAUCCAGGCUCUGCUGGUGAGGCCGCCCGUGCUGGUCACUUCACCCUGGACCAGUGCCUCAACCUCUUCACUCGGCCCGAGGUGCUGGCACCUGAGGAAGCCUGGUACUGUCCCCAGUGCAAACAGCACCGUGAGGCCUCCAAACAGCUGUUGCUAUGGCGCCUGCCGAAUGUGCUCAUUGUGCAGCUCAAGCGCUUCUCCUUCCGUAGUUUCAUCUGGCGCGACAAGAUCAAUGACCUGGUGGAGUUCCCUGUUCGGAACCUGGAUCUGAGCAAGUUCUGCAUUGGCCAGAAAGAGGAGCAACUGCCUAGCUACGACCUGUAUGCUGUCAUCAACCACUAUGGAGGCAUGAUUGGUGGCCACUAUACUGCCUGUGCACGCCUGCCCAAUGACCGCAGCAGCCAGCGCAGUGACGUGGGCUGGCGCUUGUUUGAUGACAGCACGGUGACGACAGUAGACGAGAGCCAGGUCGUGACGCGUUAUGCCUAUGUACUCUUCUACCGCCGGCGGAACUCUCCUGUGGAGAGGCCCCCUAUGGCAGGUCAUUCUGAGCAUCACCCAGACCUAGGCCCUGCAGCUGAGGCUGCUGCCAGCCAGGGACUAGGCCCUGGCCAGGCCCCCGAGGUGGCCCCCACGCGGACAGCCCCUGAACGCUUCGCCCCCCCUGUGGACCGCCCAGCCCCCACCUACAGCAACAUGGAGGAGGUCGAUUAGCAGGUCCCUGGCUGAUGGAGGGACUGGGUUCGGGGUUUCCCUGAAGAGGGCCAUUUCUUUGUUACUUCUUCUCUAACCCAGGAGACAUUGGCUCCAUCAGUGGGAAGUUGGGAGGGGGGGGAACGAUUUGGGACUGGGGACCUCACAAGUUGUGAUCUUUUAGCUUGGUCCCCUGACCAGUGGGUCUUGUCUUCUCCAGCUGCCUCCAGUGCUGCGUAAUUUGAUUCUCAGUUGUAUCUUCAAUUCUUUCUGACUCGCAUUAUAAACGUUAUAAUUUUAUUCUAAAAA